AUGGCGGCGGCGGGCGCGGGGCCGGCGGCGUCUGCCACCUCGGCGGUUCGGGCGCCGGCGCUGGAGGCUCCGGGGGCGCCCGAGGACCGGCUCUUCCUGGUGAAGGGUGGCAUUUUCCUCGGAACUGUUGCCGCCGCUGGGAUGCUGGCAGGGUUCGUGACGACUUUGUCGGUGGCCAAGAAGAAAAGCCCGGAAUGGUUCAACAAGGGCAGCAUGGCCACAGCAGCAUUGCCGGAGAGUGGGUCUGCGCUUGCCCUGCGAGCCCUGGGCUGGGGCUCGCUGUGCGCCUGGUGUGGGGUCGGCGCAAUCAGCUUCGCUGUCUGGAAAGCACUGGGAGUCCACAGCAUGAAAGACUUUCGAAGUAAAAUGCAAUCGAUUUUUCCAACAAUUCCCAAGAAUUCUGAGUCACCCGUUGAGUGGGAAGAAGCAUGGAAAUCCAAAUGAGAUGAAGUUGGUGGAUAUAUUCCAAAAGGGUUGCUAUGAAAAAUUUGACUGUAGAGACACAAUAGCCGAAGGACUCGAGUCAAUUUC
Messenger RNA from Suncus etruscus (white-toothed pygmy shrew), 531 nucleotides. It is a transcript of the gene TMEM242, whose product is annotated as transmembrane protein 242. The transcript is spliced from 4 exons. The record is from RefSeq and is a predicted model, not a curated record. Bases 1 to 444 code for a protein of 147 amino acids. Lineage: Eukaryota; Metazoa; Chordata; Mammalia; Eulipotyphla; Soricidae.